This is a messenger RNA of Melanotaenia boesemani (Boeseman's rainbowfish), 2457 nucleotides long. RefSeq lists its product as uncharacterized. Bases 294 to 1265 code for a protein of 323 amino acids. The record is from RefSeq and is a predicted model, not a curated record. Lineage: Eukaryota; Metazoa; Chordata; Actinopteri; Atheriniformes; Melanotaeniidae. The transcript has 7 exons.
AAUUAAUUGCUCUCUAAAUGCACCACUGCUGACGACUUUAGACAUCACGGUUCCACGAGUGGAAAUAUGACGCUGCAGAUGGUGCACGUGGUCUCUUGUUUACUUCUUCCAGGAAGGUUGGAAAUGCAGCUGGAGAGGAGAAGGGGGACGCUGAAAUUGUGAAACAGUUUUCCUAGAUAGAGUUACUCAGCAUUUGGAAGAAGACUCGUAGACCGACAUGAACGCCGGGAAAAUGUGGAACUGAAAUUUUCCUUCUUCUAAAGCUCCGCGAGACCCGAACAACAAACACUACAAUGCUUCAACUUGGAAACCUGUUCACCCACUUUCAUCUCAUCUCUAAAACUUCAGAAGGAACACAAAGGCAGCAGCAGCCAACAUUACCUGACUUUUUACAGCAUGCCAUGAGAUUCACUGGGCUGAAGAAGGAGGAUGUUUACUGCAGUCUUCGUGUUCCUGACCAGUUUCAGAAAGCCAGAGAUGACAUCAACAUUGUUAUCCUCACAGGUCAAGGGAUUUUCUGCGUAGAUGUAAAACCCUGGAGGGGAACAGUAUCUGCUCACAACCAAAACUGGCAUGUGCAAGUAAAAGAAGAGGACCAAAACUUUACCAACACCUGCAUUGAGCAAAUUCAAGAUCCCCUCAAAGCUAUCAUGACCAAAACAGCCAACUUAUGUAGCCAUUUAAAGAGGAGUGGAGUGUCUGUGCGGCACAGUCUCUUCUUCCCCAGGAUCAUCUUCCUAUCCCCAGACUGCAAGCUGGAUGAAGAGCUGAUGAAGAGGACGGAGCUGAUCUCCCACAGCCAAAUAGAUGACUUCCUUAGAUCUUUUAAGGAAGGCUAUAUGACCUGGAUAUCAGAUGCUUUGACUCCCUCCUGGAUCUCAGGUCAUCUGUCGUACAGGCAGAUGGAGUCAGUGCGGGAGGUCCUGAAGAGGGUGGGAACAUGGGAUCUGGUGCGGCUGCACUGUGGUGAGCAGCUGAAAGGAGACUAUCAGGGCUGCCAGUAUAUUGCGCUCAACCGCCAGGAGACGGACAGGCUUGAGUUUUCCAAAGUAAAAACUACUGAUUCACUGUGGGCUCUGCUGGGACACGCUCCUCAGGUUACAGUUAAAAUGUAUAAGCGUGGCACUCACAGAUGGCUGGGCAAGUCACUGAAUGCCACCACCACCAUCCCCUCAAACACUUUUGUGAUCUUCAGGAUCAGCGGUGAGGAAGCAGAUGCCAAAAUCACUGCAAACACCAUUCACAGCAUCACACUCAGCAAAUAACAAGAGGGUGUGUCUUGGAAGAGGACAGACAUCACAACAUGGCACUUAAGGGAAAGGAAGCCUUCUGAAUAAGUAAUGCGCAAAUGGAAAAGAAUCUUAUAUUAUUAUUAUUAUUUCUGGGCGUUUUUAAUGCGGUGUUGACGUUUUUCUGUGUUGUACUAAUAGUAGAAAUUCAAAUUGUGUCUGCUAAGAAGAAAAAAAGGCCCAUAUGCCAGUUUUCCCAAUUCUCUGGUCCUCAGUGGCAACAGUAUGAUAAUGAAGAUGGUUUCAGACAAUUAGCCUGAUUAACUUUCUCUUGUUUUGAAUUUCUAGGGCUGGCCCACACUAGCCAUUAAUUAAUCAUUAUGCAUCUGACUGUGUCACACCAGUUCAGGCUACAAGUGUUUAAUGUGUUAAUUAUGGCAGUUAAAAAUGGGUUGCUGCUGGCAUGACAAGGACCAAGCAUGUUACUCCUUUAAUGGAUUUAAUGGGAAGUUAUUUGCAGUCUGUUUAGAGAGUGUAACUGUAAGGUGAUUUAUUAAUAUGCUCCACUGCUCAGAGAUAACAUAUUCAAGAGUGCACAGGCAGAGCCACCAGCACCAUUCAUAACAAUGUCUGAUCCACUUUCCAUCAGUUACCAGGCUUACACAGCUGCGCUAACAGCUAGCAAUUGUAUUUACAGGGCCUGUUAGUGAGCAAAAUUAGUUAAUUCUAUCAAGAUAUCAGUGCCUUUAGCUAAUAAAAUUAAAUGAGCCCUCUCUGUUGAUGGUAUCUUUUUGCGUAGCAUCUCUAUCUGAAACAUCAUUACACUAUACUCAAGCCGUUUAGAUCAGUGGUGGUCUUACAAGCAGCACUGUCCUUUUGGCAUUGGUUCAUGAAUAUUUUUAAAACCUGUUAUUUUGGGAACUAAAGCAUCACUCAGGGACUGUUGUCUCCAUAGCACUGGACAAAUUAUAUUGAUAGUAUCAAAUUGAUAAAAAACAUAAUUGAAAUUACUACAAAACUUACGACUUAUUAGCGUAUGCAAGUUUUGGUUUAAUUUCAUGAACCAUUAUUUGAAUGUUUAACUCCUUUUUUUUCUUUCUUUCAAACUUAAAGCACUUUCAAGUCGAAAGCCAACAUCAGAGGCAUGAUUGUUAAUUAUACUUUUGAGUUGUUAGGUUUAUUAGCAUGGCCGUGUUUGUUUUUUAAUGUGUUUUCAUGUUUGUAUUCU